AUGACCGUGUCGUCCAAUAAAGUGCCCAAAAAGAAGCGCCGUACGCUUCGUGAUGCUGAAGAUGAGCUGGCAACCUGUCGAAAUGCACUACAGGAAGCCAAACGCCAACUUGUACUCACGGCCCGAGAAAACGCCAAGAUGAAAGUGCUGCUAAUGAAAUAUAUUGAAAAGGAUGAAUCGCUGGUGUGUUCUAGUCAGCUUACUGAGUCAAGUAGUCAACCUACAACCAGUGUCAUCCAGAACGGUUCGAUCUCUCCUCCUGCUGCCGAGACAGAUACAUCAGCCUUUUUACAGUCUCCACCAGGGUACACAACAACUGAGGAAGAAGAGAGCGAGGAGAGUUUGUGGAACCGUGACUUCCAACCUUGUGGUGACGGGUUCACAGAGCCUAUUAGUCAGCUGAGUCAGAUUAGUCAGGUCAGUCAUUGGAGUGGGUUAAGCUCUACAUCCAACCUGGACGCUAUUAUGAAUUUUCUUGAGACGCAAGGCACGUCGGAGGUCAAACGGUUAGAGACACUACAGGCUGAAUAUACCAAGCCAAAGGAGCAGAAGACUGUAGUUUGUGUGGGUGUCGGAGUGUUGCUCAUGUCGAAGAAACACCCAGAGUGCGUACUGAUUGGGCAACGUAAGGAUUCCCACGGAGAAGGAAAGUUUGCAUUGCCAGGAGGACACUUGGAAAUGUAUGAGAGCUGGGAAGAGUGUGCCAUUCGAGAAGUCAAGGAAGAAACUGACCUGGACUUGAUGGAAGCCCAUUUUGCUACUGUCACGAAUGACCCAAUGGAGGACGAAGGCAAGCACUACAUUACGAUAUUGAUGCAAGCCAUCGUGGAUGAAGCGCAAACUGUCAGAAACAUGGAGCCAAACAAGUGUGAGGGCUGGAGCUGGAUGCCGUGGUCCGAGCUGCGCACACGUGACGAUAUGUUUACGCCGUUGCUCCAUGUAACGCACAGCAAUUUUACCCCGUCGUUUAUCAAACCUUAA
Molecule: messenger RNA, 981 nt
Organism: Peronospora belbahrii
Lineage: Eukaryota; Oomycota; Peronosporomycetes; Peronosporales; Peronosporaceae
Source: the annotation of a GenBank genome assembly